AUGCAGCGACCUGCAGCGGAUAGUGUGGACAACGGAGAUGACGUCGACUGCGAUUGGCCGGUGUGCGAAAAUGUGUUGCGAUCGUUGUCCGAAGACGUGCGGCCAACGGCGGCGGCGGUGUCGGUGGACCAUGACGCGGUGGCCUCCAACGUCCGGCUGUGUCUGGCCGAACGGGUUGCGCCGGCUGCCGAUACGAUGCGGGGGCUGCGGUUGAGGUGUCUACUUCGGCGGUGGUCGGCAAACGGUGGCGGAGCGGUCACGGCGGCGGUGGCCGAGUCCAGACGGAUGCAAGUUCGCCUGAUGACCGUGCCGUCAGCGUACGAGGCGGACGGCGAGUACUACGCGUCCGAAACGGCGUACGUGUCGCGUACGGUGGAAGAAUUGACGUCGGAACCAUGGGCGACGGAACCGCGGGUCAACGGCUACACGUACACCGCGGGCACGGUGCACUACGACAGCGAUACGGGUGCGUGUCAUCUUCACGGGUUCACUGACCUUCGGGCCCGGGUAACCGUCGAUUGCGCGCUUCUGACGGCUGUCCUGCCGCGGCACCGGACCACCGUCAAGAUGUACUCCACGCUCAGAUCGCCGCCUGACGACCACGCGGGCCCUCCCGUUCUUGUGCCUCAUCACUUCCAAACGUUCUCGCGUAACGUACUGUUCCGCUGA
Macrosiphum euphorbiae (potato aphid) is the source of this 669-nucleotide messenger RNA. Lineage: Eukaryota; Metazoa; Arthropoda; Insecta; Hemiptera; Aphididae. The record is from the annotation of a GenBank genome assembly.